CGGUUGGAUUCCUAUUCCUGCUCAGCUCCAUGACUGUGGACUCUGUUUGCAUAGUGGACAACGGCACGAUAAGAAAGCACAAAUGAGUAAGAGAGUGUUGUUGGAUGCACAUGCACUCAGUGUCUUAAUAUGUCUGAGAUCUUGAACUGUUUCCAGCCAAAAAAGUUUCUACUUCCCUGAGUUUGUUUUCACACAUUGGAAAGUUUUCCAACCUGUUUUUCUUGAAAUUCUGUUCUAUUUAACAAACACUCCAGCAAAACUAAACUUGUCCUUUUAUACUUAACAAUUGUAUUUCCAUCCAACCAUCUUCUACCUCAUCCCCAUGCGGGUCGUGGGGGUGCUGGAGCCCAUCCCAGCUGUCUGUGGGCGAGAGGCGGGUCCUCCCUGAACAGGUCGCCAGCCCCUCGCAGGGAAACACACACACAGACAACCAUUCGCACACACACUCACACCUACGGGCGAGUCACAGUGACCGAUGAACCUAAUGCAUGUUUUUGGGCCGUGGGAGGAAGCUGGAGAACCCAGAGAGAACCCACGUUAACACGGGGAGGACAGGCAAACUCCACACAGAAAGGCACCCGGUCCGCUGUGAGGCGACAGUGCUACCCACCGCACAACCGUGAUUGUAUUUCAUUCAAUGUAAAAAAUAAACAUGUACAUUAAAGUACAGGUACUAAACAACUAAUGGGAGCAGGGUUACGUUAUAAUAGAUUCAUCCAUUUACAUCCAAACUGGACUUUGUGGUUUCUGUGUAUAUAAACAGUAUGAGGAAAUUGCUUCAUGUGGUGCAACACUUCCUCCUGUGAGAUUAGGAAACUCUAAGGAAGCCUUUAAUGCAGGUUCAGGCAAGAAGCAGCUUUCAGCCUCCGCUCAUCCCCGCGCCGAGGCUCCGUCUCCAGAUCCCACUUCCCUGGCUUCGUUUGUGUUACUGCAUGUUACGAUCAAUAAAAAGCUUCCAGGUGCCUUCCUCGUAUGUCACUGAAUGUUUUCAUGUGUCUAAUAUGUGUCUGAGUGUUUUGCAGAGGAUGCCCGAGGAGGUUAAACACAAGGGAAGGCGUGUGAGGAAGGAGGCGGCUCACAGGUACAAGGAAGGAAGGAUGAGGAAUCUUCUUGUGGCAGUGAUAGUGGGUCUUCUUGGUGCGGUCCACUCAACACCUGUCAGUACUGCGACUCUUACCAGCGCUGAGAAUGACGUUCUCCACGAGGCCAUGGUGGAUGAGCUGCUCAUCCCUUCAGUCACCACUCAAGCACAGAGCAAGGCCAGCAGUCAGGCAUCACAGCAGCCGAACGCCCACCCCGACAGCAGAGACGUGAAUGGGAGCAGUGAGAAGUCUGGAUCUGGAGUCUUGGAAGAAAAACUGGAGUCGAUCACUGAAGCAGCGUUCACCGAAUCUGGAUCAGGAACGUUUGAAGACAAAGCAGAGUCAUCCAUUCAAGCAAAGGCUGCAACAUUCACCGAAUCCGGAUCAGGGAUGUUUGAAGACAAAGCAGAGUCAUCCAUUCAAGCAAAGGCUGCAACAUUCACCGAAUCCGGAUCAGGGAUGUUUGAAGACAAAGCAGAGUCAACCACUGCAGCAACAGACACUGUGGCAUCAGAUGAGCUUCCCGGGACCCAGAGCUCUGAUGGGAAGUCUGGACGCAGAGUGAAGCUAGACCACGAGCCUUCUACCAUCUCCAGUACCACCUUCAAAGAGAAGCUGGUUCUUCCCAAAAGUAAAACUGGUUUAUACCAGGAAAUCCCACCUUCUGAUAAAGAACCGGCCCGGGAUGCAGGACAUGAGAGGACUCCAGGUUGGAUCGUCGUUCUGACCUGCAUCGUGGCUCUUGCCAUGCUGGUAAUUGUGUGUGUUGCCGUUGUUACCAGAGAAAGGUGGAACGGACCGCACCAGGCCCUGCAGCCGCAGAUCACGACCGGUGAGGAGAGGGAGAAGGAGAUGGAGAGCUUCCUGCACCACGACUCGCCCAGGGAGAAGGGAGGCCUGGACGAGUACACGCUGGUCCCUCUGGAGGCGCUUCCACAGAGCUACAGCACCCACUGAGGCCCGACCAGAACCGCCAGAACCAGCGGCUUUGGAGCGACAGUAGGGACGGCAGCCGCUCUCAGCUCUUCCAUCACCUUUGGUUGUGUAUUUAUUGCCAUAUCCACUACUUCAUUUCACUAUUAAUGGUCUAAAUCUUGUCAGCAAAGAGGAACAAAUACACAAAUGUUUUAUUUCCUAGUUUUCUUUAAAUAGGAAACAUUUGUGUCUGUGUAAAAUAUUGUGUGUGCUAAUAUUGUUAGAUUAUCUUUUUAGUAAGAUAAGAAUGUAUUUGUAACUUAUAUUAAGCCUGUAUUUUUACUUCCAUCGCUAUCUUUUCUUGGUGCCAGCAUCUACUGAAUGUACAUGUGCACAAAACCACAGCUGCUCAUCGAUUAGCGUUUAUUUGUUUCAAUGGUAUUUACACACGUCACAAAUGUCAGAGCCAAUUAAAACUCUUGAACCAA
Messenger RNA from Betta splendens (Siamese fighting fish), 2485 nucleotides. RefSeq lists its product as uncharacterized. The record is from RefSeq and is a predicted model, not a curated record. NCBI's taxonomy places the organism in Eukaryota, Metazoa, Chordata, Actinopteri, Anabantiformes, Osphronemidae. The coding region runs from base 834 to 2039 and encodes 401 amino acids. The transcript has 6 exons.